Pistacia vera is the source of this 707-nucleotide messenger RNA. RefSeq lists its product as uncharacterized. The coding region runs from base 1 to 522 and encodes 173 amino acids. The transcript is spliced from 5 exons. Lineage: Eukaryota; Viridiplantae; Streptophyta; Magnoliopsida; Sapindales; Anacardiaceae. Gene Ontology annotation, molecular function: ER lumen protein retrieval receptor activity. Gene Ontology annotation, cellular component: membrane; cis-Golgi network; endoplasmic reticulum. The record is from RefSeq and is a predicted model, not a curated record. Gene Ontology annotation, biological process: endoplasmic reticulum to Golgi vesicle-mediated transport; protein retention in ER lumen.
AUGUUGAAGAUUAAUUGCCAGGUUGUUACCGAAUCUGUUCGGCAACUAUCGGCGAAAUUGGUGUCAAAUGAUGUCGAUACGCUUCAAGCGGAUCAGAAGUUGGAAAUCGUCGUUUUUGACUGGGCUCUAGGCGACAGGUGGAUACAAUGUGAUCUCAGGAAUUUGGGAUUUUGUGGAGUUUCUCAAUCUAUCUUGAAGCAGUUGCCAUCUUGCCCCAACUGGUAUUGCUGCAAAGGUCAAGCAAUAUUGACAACUGCUUAUCGAGCUUUACAUAUCCUCAACUGGGUUUAUCGUUUCUUCACGGAGAACAAAAUCAGAUGGAUAUUUAAGUUUUCUUUGUGCUUCCGCUUGUGGAGAUCAUUACUUACGAGCACGUCUGUCAAAAUGCUGAAAACAGCUUGGGUUUCAGGCCUGAUUCAGACUGCCCUCUAUGCUGACUUUUUCUACUACUAUUUUAGAAGCUGGGAGAACCGCAAGAAGCUGAAGCAGCCUGCCUGUGUUGAUCAAGUCUUAUUUCAUUAAAUGUUAAGAGGCAUAUAAUAUUUAGUGAUGCUAGCGUUAGUCUCUUAAGGCUGAUUGAGAUAAUGCAAAGGGGCUAUGCUUUACCCAAAAUUACAAAACUUGCUAUUCAACAUAAUCACUUGAUAUCAGAUUUUGAUUUUGUACUUUUUCAUCUCUAUUUCAGUGUGUUUCAAUGGCUUUUACAA